Rubroshorea leprosula is the source of this 439-nucleotide messenger RNA. Lineage: Eukaryota; Viridiplantae; Streptophyta; Magnoliopsida; Malvales; Dipterocarpaceae. The record is from the annotation of a GenBank genome assembly.
AAACCAAUACUCUAUUGGGUUUCGAAGCUACUACUUUUAUCGAUACACAUCCAAAUAGAAAUUUAAAAAAUAAAAAAAUAGAAAAAUGAAACAAAACCCAAAUUUGGGUUUUAGAUCUGGAGCCCUCCUCCCUUUUUUCUUCCAUCCUUUCCUCUCCCUUCUCCUUCUUCCCUCCUUCACCUGCUCAUUGUAGAUUGUGUCUUGUUGUUCGGUAAGUUUGGGUCUAGAUCGAACGGAUGGCUCACCAUUUGGCAAGGUUUGUUUCGAUAGGACUCCACUGUUGCCAAAUGACGAGCCUAGAACUAUAUCAACCGGUGAAAUCACGGCAAAUGGAAGUUGCACAAGAUCCAAAUAAAAAAUUGAAGGAAGAAGGACGUAGGGAAGAGGAUGAAUUCGCAUCCCAUUGAGUUGUGAAGUGGAAGAAACCUGAAAAUUUCGG